Messenger RNA from Coffea arabica (coffee), 1012 nucleotides. RefSeq lists its product as uncharacterized. NCBI's taxonomy places the organism in Eukaryota, Viridiplantae, Streptophyta, Magnoliopsida, Gentianales, Rubiaceae. The record is from RefSeq and is a predicted model, not a curated record.
UUAGUUAACCCUCUUUCUUCAAAGUACCUGACGACAAAACAAAAACCGUAUCUUCUCCGAUAAUAAUUUCUUAGCAAUUCAUCCCUCUUCCUCUUCCUCCCCAAUCCCGCUGUCCUUGCAAACUCCCUUGCUCCUUUUCUCUUCCUUUAACUUUCGAUUUCUCUCACAUGAAAUCCACGAGCUGUUUAUAAAUAGUGUCUGCUACUGGGCUGCUGUUGAAAGCGGAUAUUGGAAUUCCCCAAUUCUCAGAUUAAUUAUUUAGCGAAAUCUUGAGUUCAGUCUUCCUUUAUUAGCCCAGAAACUUAUCUCUCAUUUGUUUCUUCACUUCUUGCGAGACCAUGAAAGUUCAUCCCGUGCCGAGGAAGCGGAACAUGACUCUGCGAUACGACAUCGCGUCGUCCCUCUCUCAAGCUAACGCUUUAGCUUGCAGGCAGAAGAAGCUUCGGAGGCUGCCUCACAUCUUUGCCAAGGUUCUUGAGCUGCCGUUUCACUCCGACGCCGAUGUUUCUAUUGAGGAGACCGCCGAUUACUUCAAGUUCGUAGUUCCUACGGAUGAUGUCGGCGAUGAUGUCAGGGCCCAUACCCUCGAGAUCUAUCCCGGAGUUACUAAGAUUCUGAUUCGCGAAAACGACUUCGUUGGUAGUGGGUUGUUUCUGGAUGAGUUAGAGCUUGACUUCUGGAGGUUCCGGCUCCCCGCCGCAACUCGGCCGGAGAUGGCUACCGCGGCUUAUGUAGACGGUGAGCUGGUGGUCACGGUGCCAAAAGGAAGCGGCGACGAGGAUGUUGGUGAAGCCGAAACCGGUGCUAUUGGAGGACCAGGACAGCUUGUUCUUGUACAGUAAUUUAUUUAAACCCCCCCCCCCCCCGACCCCACCAAAAAAAAGGUUGGCUAUUUUUUUUUUUUUUUUUUUGUAUGUUAUGCUUAUCUCAGGAUCCUUUGAUCCUUAAAAUGAAAGUCUGCUACUUCCAUAAGGUUACGCUAUGUUGCAUAUUAUUCAGUUAAGUUUUUGGU